UUUACGCAAUUACUAAAUUCGGGUAAAUUUAUUAUGUCAUGAAGUGUAAUUAUUAAGUGAAGACAUGUUGGGCGAUACUUGGCGGCCCUUAGAUUGCGUUUUUUGUAAUAAUCAACCACAAAAUCCGCCAAUUUUUAGCUGCAAAGCAGGACAUCUCGUUUGUUCAUCGUGUUAUGGAGUUUUAUUACAUCAAAUUGACGCGAAAAAAAUUCAUUUAAUUCAUUGUAAAUUAUGUAAUGCGGAAAUAACAAACACGCGAAAUUUAAUUGCUGAACUUCUUGUUGAAAAUGCAUCAAAUUUAAAAUCACAAGAAGCUUUGUUACCAAAAUUAAAAACCAUUUCAUCAUCUGAUUCAUCAUCGGAGUCAACAUAUUUAUCAAAUCGUGGAAGUAAGCCACGUUCAUAUAAUGGAUUAGAGUUGCCAAAUACAUCUGAUAAUUCGUCCAUGUUGAAUGUUAAAUCACGAAGACCAAUUUGUUGUCCAGAGUAUACUUGCCGUCAUAUGGUUGCAGUGGCUUCAUUGGUUUCACAUUUUGAAUUUGAACAUCCACGUGCUUUAAAAUUAGAACUAGUACCCGACGUUCGAGAAGAUUUUGUUGUAUCUAGUGAUAUAUUCAAUCAGACAUAUUACUAUUUAAUUGUUUGCUUUUGGUUGGCGACGAUCAUGAAACAAGACGAAAUCGUUCAUCAUUGCCGAUAAAUAAAAAAGUUCAACAUUUACGAACAGCGAAAUAUUUACCAGUUGCCCUUCUUUGUGCGAUGUUAAAAUUUCCAAUCAAUGGUGAAAUUGAAGACUCUGGUGAUAAUAAUAACUUUUCUACCUCAUUACAACAAAAUCUAAACAUAUCAUCGGGAUCAUGUAAAGAUAAUUGUGAAGAAUUUGAAACAACAAAGGUAAAUAACUUUAUAAUUUUAUGGGCAUCAACAUUGGAUACAGACUCAACCAAAUUAAUUCGAUGUACAAUUGAAAUCAGUGACUUUGACCAUAAACUAUUAUAUCGUUUUCAUGGGGGCUUAAAUUCAAUUCGUGAUAGUCAAGAGCC
Molecule: messenger RNA, 1043 nt
Organism: Chrysoperla carnea
Lineage: Eukaryota; Metazoa; Arthropoda; Insecta; Neuroptera; Chrysopidae
Exons: 5
Coding region: 65-700 (211 amino acids)
Cellular component (GO): cytoplasm
Molecular function (GO): ubiquitin protein ligase activity
Source: RefSeq, a predicted model, not a curated record